CAUGCUCGGUGAUCAGAGCCAGGAGAAAAUAUAAAACAGCUUUCACCUCUGUUCCUAUUUAAGCAGGACAUUUGCACAGACUUUUAGUCUACCUCAGGUUCCGACACCUGUGCGGUUCACCGUGUGAUCCUACGAUGAUUUUGACUGUGGCUCUCCUGGUGAUUGCUGUCUCAUGCGUUGGUUCAGAAGACUACUGCUACAAUGAGCCACAUUGUGAUCCUUAUGCAUGGGGAGACAUGUUUCCACCCUGUCACCCCUUACUCGAAGAGCACCACUCACCCAUCAAUCUGGACCAGCAGAUGACCAGAAACAACUCUCUGGGGUCUUUACAUCUGGAGGGCUUUGAUGUGACCCAAACAGGCUACUGGACGCUUCAAAAUGACGGACACUCUGUUGUGCUGCAGGUUGGCAGUGGCAUGUCAGUGAGCGGUGGAGGUCUUCCAGAUAUGUACCACACCAUCCAGCUACACUUCCACUGGGGAAGCCCAGCCACUAACGGCUCAGAACACACAGUGGAUGGACACAGAUACCCAAUGGAGAUGCACAUAGUCAACAUGAAGUCCAUCCAUCCGAAUUUGACAGCAGCGUUGGAUGAUCCAACAGGACUUGCUGUUCUUGGAUUUUUCAUCGAUGUUGUUUACGGAGACAAUGUGCACUUUGGACACAUAUCACAAAAACUGUCCUCUGUAGCUUACAAAGGCCAAACAGCCAAAGUCAAGCCAUUCCCACUGAUGAGCCUUCUGCCGAAGCACAACAUGAGUCAGUAUUACCGUUAUUACGGCAGCCUCACCACCCCUCCUUGUUCUCAAGUGGUUGUAUGGACUUUGUAUGAGGUCCCCAUCUAUAUCUCAUGGUCUCAACUGGCUCAGUUUACGUCCCAGAUCUUCUCCACAGAGGAGGAUGCAGAGCAGGUGACACCUCUGCACAACAACUUCAGACACAUCCACCCCACCUUCAGUCGUGUUGUCUCUGCAUCCAAAGAUGCCAGGCUCCUCAGAGGAACGGCCAGUUGUUUCUUGAGGUCAGCCGUGACAGUGUAUCAACUUCAAAUCAUCUUGCUGGGAAGCCUCAUCUCUGGACUUUAGCGAUGCAUUGGUCCAAAUCAUAAAACCCUACAAUGCCAAAUGAAAAUUUGAUUCCUAUUUCCUUCACUUAGUUUUCCCCACAUUUAUAUGAAAGCGAGGUUUCCUAUUUGAACCUGAGGUACAGUGUAGAGUUUUCACAUCUGUGGGAAAUGCUCCAGUAAAGAACACUGUAUAUAUAAACCAAACUGUGAAAUAGAAUAGUGUAAAAUGUUGAAAUGUGUAUGAUUGUGCCAUGCUGUCUCUGCAGGAUUAUUUAACUCCAGUAGUAAAGGACAAAUUUUAAAUUUGACUUGAUGAUUUUUUUUAGUUGUGCUGCUAGCAAAGAUAAAAACAACAAGAAAAGGCAAGAAAAAAGUUAAUCACAAUCAUGAAUAUUUUCAGUUUUAGUGACUUUGGUUCUUGUUCACAUCAAAUAUUUUUGUAGUAGACUACACAUUUCACAGUUUUAUUUGAAAACAAGUAGGGGCACAGGCUCACCUUGUAGUGUCAUAUCAGCAGGAGAAGUAUUGAAUAUUAACCCCAAACAGUACACGAGCCUGAUAUGUUUUCAGGUAUUCCUACAGUAGUAGUAGACAUUUUGACAAAUUGUAACAGGAAGCUCACAGACAUAUUAAUAAGGAAUAAAAUCCAUUCAUCUUGACAUGUUCCAGGGUUCUACCAGUUUCCAUGUUUGCUCAGUAGACACUGUGUUUACAGUCUGUGCUUGGCUCAUUAACAUGGCCCCAUGGUGCACUUAAAAGGAACAGAGCGAUCAUUAAUGUUAUUAGUAAUACCUGCGCUUUUCCAAGUUGGAUUUCUACUGUGACAAAGACCUGUAGUGUCGUUUGCUAAUGAGCUGACUCUCCAGCAUCCAACAUGCAAACUUUUCUACAUGCAUCAUCGCCUCUGCGUGUGUUUAUUCUGCAUAUUUGCCAGUACACCAGCAUCAGUAUAAACCAGCAGCAGCAGAGGAGGCUUCAGAUAUGCAAAUAUGAACCACUGUAAAACAUCUGCACAGAAAAAAAGUCAGAUAUGGGAUUGACAUUUGCAUGUCAGUGUUCACAUUUUUCUUUGAACUUGUUUUAAGAUUCACUGUAUUCAUACAAUAAAAAUACA
This is a messenger RNA of Monopterus albus (swamp eel), 2180 nucleotides long. RefSeq names its product carbonic anhydrase 15 (gene car15). The record is from RefSeq and is a predicted model, not a curated record. The transcript has 8 exons. Gene Ontology annotation, molecular function: carbonate dehydratase activity; zinc ion binding. The coding region runs from base 135 to 1085 and encodes 316 amino acids. Gene Ontology annotation, cellular component: plasma membrane. Lineage: Eukaryota; Metazoa; Chordata; Actinopteri; Synbranchiformes; Synbranchidae.